GUGUUAUAUCGAUUGUUGUCAUCGAAAAACAUUCAUCUCUGUUAGUUUGCAAUACAAACGCUAACAUAAAAUAUAUAAAGAGUUAAUUAAGGAAAUAAUAACAACAGCUCAAUUACCGUUAUGUGGUAACUUGAAACAUACGGACGAAGCAUAUUAUAAAACCUUGAAACAACCUACUGCUGAAAAUAAUAAAAUGAGUACCGACAGCGCCGAGGAAACGGUGACCCAUACCAACGUUCCGCAUAUGGAAAUCAACGUAUCAAACACCAACAUCAGUGGCCAGGUCGUUUUAAACGACGUGCUGCUUAUGGAGAUGCUCAGCCGGUAUCCCUUCCUCAUCAUAACCGAGGUGGAGCCCCAAAUGGACGAUGACUACGACUCCUGGGGAUGGAAUCAGCUGGCCAAGUCCUUUAACCAAAAGUACGAGGGCGUUGAGCUUAGUGCUCCGUUCUCCGUGACUGAACUGCAGCUGCGGUGGGUGAAACUGCGUCCGCUGAUCAGUGCUUUGUCUGGUGCCCCUGGGCAAAUCCCUGAUCCCCUGUGGCGGGUGAUGAACAACGUGCACAACCGCAUGCAAGCGGAGAAGCCGACGAAUGUGCCCAAAACCAAGUGCCAAGAGUUCCUUCUCAGUCAGUUGAAUUUAGUGAAAUCUCUGUCGCAAUCGGGACGCCGGCGUUUAGAAGUAGAGGUCCUCGACCUCAUUCUAGAGCAGGAGCGCCUAGAGAAAGCCACUCAAAAGCUUGGUCCCAAGGAGCUAGAGACCGCUCAGAGCGAAUACGACGAGUUUCUUAAAGCAAUACGGGUUAAAGAGCUUCCAGCAGACACUUUACUCCGUCCGGCAAUGUAUAGAUUCCGCAUUAGUCCUCACUCAAAACAGAAUAUCGUAAAUGCCAAUGGAAGGAAUGCGGGGACUAGCAAGACAAUCAGCGAUAAUUAUGUUAGCAAUGGAUCAAAUGAUGUAGAAAUCAAAACAGAAAAAGCGGACGAACCUGUAACUCAAGGUAAAAAAAAAUUUGACGACCGACCGACUGAAACACCGCGCUACGUUCCACUUAAAAGCGCGAAAUAUUACAUUAAAAGUUGUCGCAUCCGGGUGAAGCGAGUGGAUUUUAAGGAUUAUGUUCCUUUAGUCAGAAUCCGGCGUUCCAGGCGGCCUACGCUGAGAACAUGACUUUCUUUCGUAUAAAAUGCACAUAAGUUUAUUAAAAAAUACAUUACUAUAAAUUACAACUUAAAACUAUUGUAUAA
This is a messenger RNA of Drosophila erecta, 1248 nucleotides long. RefSeq lists its product as uncharacterized. The record is from RefSeq and is a predicted model, not a curated record. NCBI's taxonomy places the organism in Eukaryota, Metazoa, Arthropoda, Insecta, Diptera, Drosophilidae. Gene Ontology annotation, molecular function: DNA binding. The transcript has a single exon. The coding region runs from base 194 to 1171 and encodes 325 amino acids.